AUGAUUACCGUUACCGCCAUCAAUGUCCGCAGUGACGUUACUGUAGCAGGCUCCACGGACUGUAGCAUUGAUAGUGCCUUUUUAUGCUUAUGGCCGACGUGUGCGUGUACCAAAAAAAUAAAAAUAUUGUAUCAAUUGUCGUCAUUCCGCCCGCAUCGGAGUCCACGCCGUCCUAGACGGUUAAAAACCCGCAAGAUUAGUCGCGAGGUCAGAAUAGUAACAAUUGAACUUGCCCUUGGUCUGCCAAGGAUCAGGCUGGACCUGAAACCCGAGUUUCUCCGAAUCGUAUUAUUUAAUUAA
Messenger RNA from Cotesia congregata, 300 nucleotides. The record is from the annotation of a GenBank genome assembly. NCBI's taxonomy places the organism in Eukaryota, Metazoa, Arthropoda, Insecta, Hymenoptera, Braconidae.